Coprinopsis cinerea okayama7#130 is the source of this 951-nucleotide messenger RNA. RefSeq lists its product as hypothetical. NCBI's taxonomy places the organism in Eukaryota, Fungi, Basidiomycota, Agaricomycetes, Agaricales, Psathyrellaceae. The transcript is spliced from 8 exons. The coding region runs from base 1 to 951 and encodes 316 amino acids. The record is from RefSeq and is a predicted model, not a curated record.
AUGAUGACGAAAUACUACUUGCUAGUAGUUCAAUCACAAAAGAGAAGAACUAGAUCAAGUUCAGACUGCAGUCCGACGUCCAAAGUGUCGGUGUUGAGCGUGAACAAGAAAAUUGGUGCUAAAAAGAUUUCGCCCACCUCCAAACGAUUACGCCUGCAUCCGAUGCGCAAGCUCCUCUCACUAAUCACCGCAGCCUCCCUCGCGACUUCAACACUCGCCCACUUCAGCAUCUACGGCGUCUGGCUGAACGGCGAGUUCCAAGGCGACGGGCGGCACGUCUACGAACGCACCAAGGUCCACUGGGAACUCAACCCUCCCUACUACAACUCCGACUGGGCGUAUAUCGCGUGUAACACCCUAGGACACCGCGCGGUUCCCAAAUGGAUUGAGGUCAAAGCUGGGGAUACCUUCGCGCCCGAGUGGUACUGGUGGGAGCGAGGCGAUUAUACCGCUGCAAACCAUCUCGGACCACGCAAGUAUCCUCUUCACCCCUUCCUCGUACAUAUGGCACCAGCCGUUCCCGGACCGACGGGCGUCAACACCCCCGGGAUCUGGACAAAGCUCUACCACUAUGCCUACAACACCACGGACCACAAAUGGUCCAACCAAUACUUCAAGUCCGACGCCGAGUCGACUAGAGGCCACCACUUUAUCACCAUCCCCGACGUUCCUGCGGGUGACUACAUCAUUCGGUCUGAGAUCAUCGCACUCCAAAUCGCGGAUACACCCUACGGCGCGCAGCAUUACCCGUCCUGCGUCCAGGUCAGGGUUACGACGAAUGGGACAACCGAACUUCCAGGCGGUGACAGCUUCCCUGGAUCUUACGUCCCCGGUCAACCCGGCCUUCUCUGGCCAACAGCAGAUGAGUCCGAUCCCGCCAAGUAUCCUAUCCCUGGAGGGCCUGUAUGGGAAGGGUCGCCUGGUGGAGGAAUCUACGGCUUAAACGCGUAG